Messenger RNA from Cyclocybe aegerita, 1407 nucleotides. NCBI's taxonomy places the organism in Eukaryota, Fungi, Basidiomycota, Agaricomycetes, Agaricales, Hemipholiotaceae. The record is from the annotation of a GenBank genome assembly.
AUGACGAAGAUCUCCGAGCCGAAUGGUAUCUUCCAUCAUCAGGAUGGACCGAGCCUCAAACGCCUCCCGGACGAAUUCUACAACGAUUUUCUUUCUGAUAUCGCUAAAAAUCGCAGACCGAGUCCAAUUCGUAGCUUAUUCCCGCUCGAAAAGACGCCUGGGGUUAUCUCACUCCUCGCGGGAAAGCCUAACUCGUUGACGUUCCCAUUUACCUCACUAAGCUUCACCGCCGUCUCACCCACGUCGAGCGAUGAGACGACGCUCACGAUCGACGGCGCUGAGCUCCAGCUGGGCUUACAGUACUCUGCGACCGAAGGUCUGGAGCCUCUCUUGGACUGGCUUCACGGCCUACAGGAGGUCAACCACGGCCGUAAGCGGGGCGAAGGCUGGCGCAUCUCUGUCGGCUGUGGCUCCCAGGAUUUGAUCUACAAGGCCAUUAAUGCCAUGGUCAAUCCAGGAGACUCGGUCCUUGUCGAGUCGCCGGCAUACGCUGGUGUCAUCCCCAUGUUCGUGUCGCUCCACUGCAAUCAAAUCGAGGUCGAGACAGACGCCCAUGGGAUCUGUUCCUCUUCUCUUCGUACCACUUUGGAACAAUGGCCUGCGGGGAAGCCCAAGCCGAAAGUCUUGUACACCGUGCCGUAUGGCUGCAACCCGACGGGCAUGACAGCCACGACAGAUAGGCGCAAGGAAGUCCUUCAGCUCGCGAGAGAGCACAACUUUAUCAUCCUCGAAGACGAUCCUUACUUCUAUCUGUACUACGGAAAGGCGCCGCGCUACCCGUCCUAUUUCCAGCUCGAGCUAGAGGAACCAGAGGCCGGCCGUGUGCUCCGGUUCGACAGUCUGUCGAAGAUCCUCUCCGCCGGCAUACGCAUCGGUUUCGCCACUGGCCCUAAGGCGCUCCUCAACGCUAUAGACCAGCAUACCGCGACGUCGAACCUUCAAGUGCCCUCGCUGACGCAGAUCAUCGUAUUCCGUUUACUGCAGUCGUGGGGGUAUGACGGCUUCGCCGCGCAUGUCCAGCGCGUAUCUGAGUUUUAUCGCGAGAAGCGCGGGAUGGUCAAGCACCUUACGGGGCUCGCGGAAUGGAGCUCCCCUGAGGCUGGCAUGUUUUUCUGGUUCAAGCUCCUGCUCGCUGAAGAUCCUACCGCCGCGUCCGAUCCGGCUCACAACGACUCCGAGGCAGUGAUAAGGACGCGUGCGUUCGAAAACGGUGUCCUCGCGCUGCCUGGCACGGCGUUCAUCCCGAAUGGGGGCAGGACGCCGUACGUGCGCGCUGCAUUUAGCCUGAUUGGCGAGGAGGACGUCGAGAAGGCGACCCAGCGUCUACGUGAGACGAUUUUGCAGGAGAGGGCGGCGGUGGCGGCUCGUAGGGUGCAAAAUGGCAUUGCCGUUGCGGCUGCAGCUUAG